GUCCACUCCACGUGGUUGGAAAACACAUACUUUCUCUCUCUUUGUUUCUCUCACUAAAAACAGUCUCUUUUCUUUCUUCAGUCUGUAUAUAAAUAUAAGCUCAAUCAAAAAGACUAGGUAUGGAACGGUAGUUUUAGCCUUUGACAGCCUCAAACUUUGCUAGAGAGAUCACAUAGAGACAUACACACGCACAAAAAAGAAAAAGAGAGAAACUUUUUAGAGAGAGAAAAGGUGAAAAUCAUAAUCCAAAGUCUGCCCUUUAAGCCCGGAUUUUUAUCUUCCCAUUAUUGGGUUUUCAAUCCACAAUUCAAGGAAUCCGGACCAUUUAGCUUAAUACGAUACCCUGUCGAAUGGGAAUACUUUUUUCCUGCCCGUUUGCUGAAUAUGGUGAUUUUGAGAAUGCCUUAGAAUCUGUUACUGUAAAAUCUAUUAGCUUUGGAGAUCAUGAAGCGAAAACUCCUGCGCGAUCCAUUAGUUUUGGUAGUCAGGACUUGGAACCUUUGAUAUUGAAAUCUUUAGGUUCUGGAAAGAUGAUAGUCGAAAGAUCUGUUAGCUUUAAGGGGGGAGAAUUAGAAAAAAUGAUGUCAAGGAGAGAUCCUGCAUCAGACAAAGAAAAGGAUGCUACAUCAGUUAGUGAAUAUACCACAGAGAGCGAUAGUGAAUCUCAGAACUUAAAUAGUGAUAUACAAAUGAUCCAAAAAUCGCAAAUUUUUGACCCCUCCAACCCCAAACACCAGGCGGCAGUAAAAUUGCAGAAAGUGUACAAAAGCUUCAGAACCAGAAGAAAGCUUGCAGAUUGUGCAGUUCUUGUUGAGCAGAGCUGGUGGAAACUCUUAGAUUUUGCUGAACUCAAGCACAGUUCCAUAUCAUUCUUUGAUAUUGAAAAACAUGAAACUGCCAUUUCACGUUGGUCUAGAGCAAGAACGAGAGCUGCCAAGGUUGGGAAAGGCUUAUCAAAGAAUGACAAAGCUCAAAAACUUGCUUUACAACACUGGCUUGAAGCGAUUGAUCCACGGCAUCGCUAUGGACAUAAUUUACACUUCUAUUAUGUAAAUUGGCUUCAUUCCAAGAGUAGAGAACCUUUCUUUUACUGGCUAGAUAUAGGAGAAGGCAAGGAAGUAAACCUUGAAAAAUGCCCUCGACUAAAGCUUCAACAGCAGUGCAUCAAGUAUCUUGGUCCGAUGGAAAGGAAGUGCUAUGAAGUUGUUGUGGAUGAGGGGAAGUUCAUUUACAAGCAGACAGGGGAAAUCCUUCACACCACUUCAGAUGCCAAGUGGAUUUUUGUUCUUAGUACAUCUAAGACUUUGUAUGUUGGCAAGAAGAAGAAAGGAACAUUCCAGCAUUCAAGCUUCUUGGCUGGAGGAGUCACAACUGCUGCUGGUAGAUUAAUUGUUGAGAGCGGCAUUCUUAAGGCAGUGUGGCCUCACAGUGGACAUUAUCGCCCUACAGAAGAAAACUUCAAGGAUUUCCUUUCAUUCCUCCGAGAAAACAAUGUAGAUUUGACAGAUGUAAAGACAAACCCAAUUGAUGAGGAAGAUGGAUCUGAUAAGCCAAGAAGCAGCAGACAUCUGAGGAGCCAUUCAUCUGAAGAGGACUUGAUUCAAACAGUAAAUGAUUUGGAGAUUGAAGAGAGCAGUGAUUUAAUUAAAGAUAACUCUGAUGCGGCAUUGGAAGAACAGAAGCCGGGACGACUCCACAACUUUAGUAGGAAACUGACCAGUCUUGAAAUACCAGAAAGAGAAGAACUGCUUAAGAGUUUAGAGAGUGAAAGUCUGACUGCUGAUCCAAAUGGAAAUAAUGUGUCUGCAGACCCUCUCGUAGCAGAUGGUUAUAAACCUGCAGAUGAAAAGCUUCAGAAGAAUUUGUUUGAAAAUCAGGAAGACAAUGAAGUUGAAGACAUUCCUGAAGAGGCAAUUCUUCAAAGGAUUAAUUCGAAGAAGGGAAUGGAAUCAUAUCAAUUGGGUAGGCAGUUGUCUUGCAAAUGGACAACUGGGGCAGGACCUCGGAUUGGCUGUGUUAGAGACUAUCCCUCAGAGCUCCAAUUUCGAGCUUUGGAGCAAGUGAACUUGUCUCCAAGAAGGAUUGCUCAUUCAAGAAGCAUUAAUACAUUCAGCCAAAAGAUGUGCACACCGACGGGUUUUAGUGGGGAAACAGCUGCAACUGUGGCUUCAGCAAAGCCCGAAAAGGGGAUUUUGAUGCAAAGAAGCCUUCCACAUUCUAUAACACAGUCCUUACAGUGUUGGAAGGACAUCAAUGACAGCAGUAGAUGAUGCGUCCUUAGGGAGAAUUAGUUUCUAACUAAUUUAUUCUUUCAUGUGAAUAGAAAAGAUGAUAUAGGGAUUAUUCGUCAUUCUUUUUCUUUUCUACCUUGUUGAAUCAUUUAUACAUUUUCUUUUUUCCUUCA
Molecule: messenger RNA, 2404 nt
Organism: Ricinus communis (castor bean)
Lineage: Eukaryota; Viridiplantae; Streptophyta; Magnoliopsida; Malpighiales; Euphorbiaceae
Product: IQ domain-containing protein IQM2
Exons: 8
Coding region: 351-2270 (639 amino acids)
Source: RefSeq, a predicted model, not a curated record